AUGGUCACAUUACUAGAGGUAGUAUCGAGUUUUGGGGACCAGAUGAGUCUCCAAUUCAAUCCUAGCAAGAGUGCCAUUAUAGAAUAUGCGCCAUGUAGAGACUCAGAAAAGGAAUUCGAAGUCCAAAGCCGGGCGCUACCUACUCUCAACUCCUACAAGUACUUAGGCAUCACUCUCUGUGAUGGGAAAAACUACCUGGAGGAGCAAGAGAAGGUCUGGGAAUCGAAAGCAGAAAAAGUUCUGCGACAGAUGCACGCCAAAUCACUCUGGAGAUUUAACAGAUUUGAGGUGACUAAGAUCCAGUGGAAGAGCACGGCGGUACCUGGAUUGACAUAUGCCAACUCGGUAACCACCAUGUCCGCGAAACUGCGGCGGAGACUCGAAACCCUACAACGGGAGGCUGGAAGAUGGGCCCUGGGGGAACCCAAUGCGAACACCGCCAUAGAAUUUAUAGACGGAGAGCUGGGAUGGUCCACGUUCGAAGCCAGAGAAGCAAAGAGUAAGCUAAUAUAUCAGGCUAGAAUCAAUGAGAUGAGCGAGACGAGGUGGCCAAAGGCAAUCCAGACAAUGAUGAAGAUUGCGAGUAUACCCACCAAACUUCUAAAAGAGAAAGUCUCGAGUUGA
This is a messenger RNA of Galendromus occidentalis (western predatory mite), 624 nucleotides long. RefSeq lists its product as uncharacterized. The record is from RefSeq and is a predicted model, not a curated record. Bases 1 to 624 code for a protein of 207 amino acids. NCBI's taxonomy places the organism in Eukaryota, Metazoa, Arthropoda, Arachnida, Mesostigmata, Phytoseiidae. The transcript has a single exon.